Molecule: messenger RNA, 1860 nt
Organism: Candida tropicalis MYA-3404
Lineage: Eukaryota; Fungi; Ascomycota; Pichiomycetes; Serinales; Debaryomycetaceae
Product: TATA-binding protein-associated factor TAF7
Exons: 1
Coding region: 1-1860 (619 amino acids)
Biological process (GO): transcription initiation at RNA polymerase II promoter; RNA polymerase II preinitiation complex assembly
Cellular component (GO): transcription factor TFIID complex
Molecular function (GO): RNA polymerase II general transcription initiation factor activity
Source: RefSeq, a predicted model, not a curated record
AUGAAAACAAGACCUAAUGAAUUAUCACUAACUAUUCAUCACCAAACAGUAGUAUCAUUACCAUUAUCAAUACAAGAAAAGAUGGCUCUUAAACUAAAGUUGAAGAUGUCUUCGUCCAGUGCAUCUGGAUCACCACAACCUAAUGCUAACUCACAUUCCAAUUCACAUGUUCAAUCACCUCUCCCAAACCAAAACCAACCCCAGUCCCCAGAAACGCAACCUAAACUUCCUAAAUUAAAAAUCAAGGCACCUUCAAAGACACCGUCUACAUCAGAGAGUACUCCUAAAAUAAGUAUAAAACGACCGGCCUCAAACCCAAUUGAGAAUGGCGAAAAACCAAAGAAAUUAAAAUUAAGUUUAUCGAAAGCAAAAGAAAAUGGUGGGAAGGCGAAGGGAUUGCCCCGAGUGAGGGUUAAACCAACCAGAGUACCAGGUGAGGGUUAUGAUUCCGAAGCUCCUGAUCUAGAAGAUGAUCCAUUGAUUGAACAAGGUAUUAUAAUAAGAUUUUUGAAUGAUGUCAAUCUAGAUUUUGUUCACAAUGCUGUGGAUUCUGGGGACUUGACUGGUUUGAAUGUUAAAUGGGUCACCAAAGAAAAAGCUGUUGUUAAAGUGAACGAUACACUUUAUUCAGCUAGACUUAUAGAUUUACCAACCAUAACUGAAAUUUUCAAAACUAUCGAUAGGAAAAAUGUGUUUAAAACAUUUGAUGUUUGUCAAAUAUUAUUGGUGUUACAUCCAGUAGAACCAGCAAAACUAAGUAUUGAUAAAGAUUUUGAAGUACCAGAAGAAUUCCUUUUCAAUCAUCCAUUUUACAAGUAUGUGAAGGGAAAUGAAAUUAAAAGGAAACAUUAUGUACAUAAAGAUGGUUUGUUGCAACCUUUCCAAGAAGUUUAUCGUAGAUUCCGUCCUACAAGGGCUGAUCACAGAGUAAUUCUAGAUAUUGAAUCUCGAGUUGAUGAGUUGAUAAAACUAGAUAACGAAGCUGAUGAGAGUCAUUUUGAAUUGUUGGAUAGUCGUACAGCUCAGCAGACACGUUUUGGAAGCCAUAGCGCGAAUGCGUCAGUUGCAAGCACACCGACGGCUACAAGAAUGGAUGAACCAGAAUUGACCCCAGUUCUGAGUGGACAAGCACAAUACACAGGGGGAGAAUAUGAAGAUGAUGAGGAUGACGAAGAAGAUGAGUCUGAUGGCAUAGAAGAUGAUUUGGAACUUCAUUUGGAACAAGAAUUGGAAAAGGCACUCGAUUCUGAAUUAUCAGAUAGUGAAGUCACUAUUCCAACUCUGAUGGCAGGAAUUUUACAGAAUGAUGUUGAAGGAGAAGAAGUAGAAAUUACUGUUGAUGAAAACGGAAACCGAAUUAUCAGUGAAGAGAAAGGUGAUGAGGAAGAACGUGAACAACAAGACGAAGAGGAUGAGGAAGAAGAGGAAGAAGAAGAGGAUGAGGAGGAAGAAGAAGAAGAGGAAGAAGAAGAAGAGGAAGAAGAUGAUGAAGAAGAAGUUUCAGGAAAGCAACAUGCUAAAUUAUUGGAGGAAGAAAUUGCUGAACUUGAGAAGGCAGUAUCACAUCAUAAAAAGAAUUUAGCAACAGCAUCAAGUAAGAUGUUGAGAAUGAAAUUCCAGAAUACGUACUCAUCAUUGAAGGCAUCGUUAGAUCUGAAGAAACGUGAUUUGGCUAAAUUAUUAGAAGAACAAGAGCAAGUCAACAAACUUCCGAGCGUUGAAGAUGUUCCUGCAAGAAAUGAAGAUGAAAAUCAAGAAGCUGAGGCACAAGAAGAUGACGAUGAACAAGUAGAUGAUGAUGACGAUGAUAGAGAAGACGAUGAUGGUGAUAAUAUUGAUGACAUAGAUGAUCUUUUCUAG